Molecule: messenger RNA, 1919 nt
Organism: Sarcophilus harrisii (Tasmanian devil)
Lineage: Eukaryota; Metazoa; Chordata; Mammalia; Dasyuromorphia; Dasyuridae
Gene: TRIM63
Product: tripartite motif containing 63
Exons: 9
Coding region: 282-1382 (366 amino acids)
Molecular function (GO): zinc ion binding
Source: RefSeq, a predicted model, not a curated record
CGGGGAGGAAACUCAACUCUCCCGAAAUCCACCCCUCCUCCCUUCCCUCCUCUCCCUCCCCCCCCCCAGCCCCUUGGCCAAUUUGGGCAUCGGCGUGCCUGGUCAGUCCCCUCUCAAACCAGCUCAUGUGACCCAGGGCUGGCUAUAAAUAGCCAAGGAACCGUGGACAAAGACAGAAUCCCAGAGUCUGAGAAGAGCUCAGAGGAAAGGAGGUCGGUGUUCGGCAAGACAAGGGUCUUCAGCUCUUUGGGCCAGCGAGUGAUCUGGAAGCCAGAAGCAGAAUGGAUUAUAAGUCAGGUCUGAUCCAUGACUCGAACCCCAUGGAAAACCUGGAGAAGCAGCUGAUCUGCCCCAUCUGCCUGGAGAUGUUCACCAAGCCCGUGGUCAUCCUGCCCUGCCAGCACAACCUGUGCCGAAAAUGUGCCAACGAUAUCUUUCAGGCAGCCAACCCCUACUGGUCCAACCGGGGUGGCUCCAUCUCAGGAGGCCGUUUCCGAUGUCCUUCCUGCCGCCAUGAGGUGAUCAUGGACAGGCACGGGGUAUAUGGGCUUCAGAGGAACCUGCUGGUGGAGAAUAUCAUUGACAUCUAUAAACAGGAGUGUUCAAGCCGGCCCCUGCAGAAGGGUACCCACCCCAUGUGUAAGGAGCACGAGGAUGAGAAGAUCAACAUUUAUUGCCUGACCUGCGAGGUGCCCACCUGCUCAAUGUGCAAGGUGUUUGGGGCCCACAAGGCCUGCGAGGUGGCCCCCCUGCAGAAUGUCUUCCAAGGCCAGAAGACCGAGCUGAGCAACUGCAUCUCCAUGCUGGUAGCUGGGAACGACAGAGUACAGACGAUCAUCACCCAGCUGGAAGACUCCUGUAGAGUUACCAAGGAGAAUAGCCACCAAGUAAAGGAGGAACUGAGCCAAAAGUUUGAUGUUCUGUAUGCCAUCUUAGAUGAGAAGAAGAGUGAGUUGCUACAGAGAAUCACCCGGGAGCAAGAGGAGAAGAUCAGUUUCAUUGAGGCCCUGAUACAGCAAUACCGGGAGCAGCUGGAAAAGGCCACCAAACUGGUGGAGACAGCCAUCCAAUCCAUGGAUGAGCCAGGAGGAGCCGCCUUCCUCAUGAAUGCCAAGCCACUGAUCAAAGCCAUCGUGGAAGCAUCCAAGGGCUGCCACCUGGGCAAGACAGAACAAGGGUUUGAGAACAUGGAUUAUUUCACCUUGGACCUGGAACACAUAGCAGACACCUUGAAAGCAAUUGACUUCGUGUCAGAUGAGGAAGAAGAAGAGUUCAUUGAGGCAGAGGGGAAUGAGGAGGAUGAAGAGGAAGAAGAUCCCUCUGGAGGGGAAGGUGGCAGGAGUACAGGAAGGAGGCAGGAAGAAGAAGAAGCCCUACAAUGAGAAAACUCCCAAGAGAGCAACAGGGAAGAAAAGAGGCCUCUCCAGGAGGAGUCUCUGUGACAAACCCCAGGCUUAAAGGGAUGGAAGAUCUGUCUCUGCCAGGUUGCAGAGACUGGAUACACCCCAUGGCCUAACAAGUGGCCACUCAACCAGGCUUAGAGACUUGUUGAAACAAAAAACACAGGACACUUUUCUACGUUGGUGCAAAAUGAAAUGUUUUGUACAAUUUUUUUUAAUGUUCUUUUUCUUUUUGUAUAUAACUGUAAAUGUCUAUGGAUCUGGUGCUUUCCAGAAAAAGACUUUGCACAUUGUGCAGGGGAGGGAAAUCAUUGUGUGGAAUGGGUAGAAGUGGUCAGAGAUGCUGAGGGAUUGGGUACUUGGCAGCUGGCCGGGCCCCUCUCCACACCACUUUCUGGGCCUAGAAAGAGUGUACUGUAUUUAAUGCAUAUUCCUGUCACACAGGGUACUUACUGACUGAAUUUAUGUUGCACAUUGUUCAAAUAAAGGCACAAUUCUAUUAGAUGUUCCUAAAAUGGA